This is a messenger RNA of Arabidopsis arenosa, 1313 nucleotides long. The record is from the annotation of a GenBank genome assembly. NCBI's taxonomy places the organism in Eukaryota, Viridiplantae, Streptophyta, Magnoliopsida, Brassicales, Brassicaceae.
AACAACAACACACAACAACAACACUGGUGACUACUACUUUUGUCUCUUCCUCUCUUUUGUCGGUAAUGGAAUUACCCGUCGUAGAUCUGUCUCGUUACCUCGAAUCUUCCGGUGAUCAAUUAGGAUCCAAUCUUCUCGAAUCGUGCCGAGAAGUGAGUCGGAUCCUAAAAGAAACCGGAGCUCUUCUUGUCAAAGAUCCUCGAUGUACCGCUCAAGACAACGAUCGAUUCAUCGAUAUGAUGGAGACUUAUUUCCAAAAGCCCGAUGAUUUCAAACGAUUGCAACAAAGACCUAAUCUUCACUAUCAGGUUGGUGCGACGCCGGAGGGAGUGGAAGUUCCGAGAAGUUUGGUUGAUGAAGAGAUGCAAGAAAAGUUCAAGACAAUGCCUGAUGAAUACAAACCACAUAUUCCUAAAGGACCAGAUCAUAAGUGGAGAUAUAUGUGGAGAGUUGGUCCUCGGCCAUCAAACACACGGUUUAAGGAGCUUAAUUCUGAGCCUGUUAUACCGGAAGGUUUUCCAGAGUGGAAAGAAGUAAUGGACUCAUGGGGUUACAAGAUGAUAUCCGCGGUUGAGGUUGUUGCUGAAAUGGCAGCAAUCGGUUUUGGUUUGCCUAAGGAUGCAUUUACAUCACUCAUGAAGCAGGGUCCUCAUCUUCUUGCUCCAACGGGAAGUGAUCUUAACUGUUACAACGAGGAGGGGACGAUAUUUGCAGGAUAUCACUAUGACCUCAAUUUUCUAACGAUUCAUGGAAGAAGUAGAUUCCCUGGUCUAUAUAUUUGGUUAAGGAAUGGGGAGAAGGUUGCGGUUAAAGUUCCUGUAGGCUGUCUCUUGAUUCAAACUGGAAAGCAGAUAGAAUGGUUGACCGCUGGAGAAUGCAUUGCUGGAAUGCAUGAAGUGGUUGUCACGAGCAAGACUAAAGAUGCAAUCAAAUUAGCAAAAGAACAAAACAGAAGCCUAUGGAGAGUUUCCUCGACUUUGUUUGCCCACAUUGCCUCUGAUUCUGAGCUGAAACCUUUGGGACAUUUCGCGGAAUCAACACUGGCGAGUAACUAUCCUGCGAUACCUGCAGGAGAGUAUGUUGAACAAGAGCUCUCUGUCAUCAAUCUAAAAGGAAAGAAGGGAUUUUCAUAGUUUCAGUGUUCAGCCAUGAACCAGUUGCAUUCAUGGGUUGACAAAUAUAAAUCUCUGCUUUUGGUGAAGCAUUUGAUGUUGAUAACUCAGAAUUUGGUUGAAUUUAAAUCUUGUAUUUGUUUCAUUUGAACCGGUGAAAACUUUUUAUUGGUCAACUACAAAUAAAAAUUUAACGCAUUA